Molecule: messenger RNA, 2495 nt
Organism: Dromiciops gliroides (monito del monte)
Lineage: Eukaryota; Metazoa; Chordata; Mammalia; Microbiotheria; Microbiotheriidae
Product: chondroadherin-like protein
Exons: 6
Coding region: 57-2303 (748 amino acids)
Cellular component (GO): plasma membrane
Molecular function (GO): protein binding
Source: RefSeq, a predicted model, not a curated record
AGAGCUCAGACUAGGGCAAGAGAGCUUGUGACCUGAACGUCUAGCUCUACCCCAGGAUGUGGAGACCUCUCAGCUUCUCAAUACUGCUAGCCCUCGCAUGGAGAGGAUUUGCCGGCCGCUGCCCCCGGAUCUGUGUCUGUGACAACAUCAGGAGACACGUCUCAUGCCGGCGCCAGAACCUCACGGAGGUGCCAGUCACCAUCCCGCAGAUGACCCAGAGAUUGGAUCUCCAAGGCAAUGCCCUGAAGGUGAUUCCCCCUGAGGCCUUUCUGCAGCUCCCCUACCUCACUCAUCUGGACCUGAGGCACUGUCAGCUGGAGCAGGUUGCAGAAGGGGCAUUCCGCGGCCUGGGCCGAUUGGUCUACCUCAGCCUGGCCUCCAACCGCCUCUCGGUCCUUUACCAAGAGGCCCUGGAUGGGUUGGGAGCCCUGCGGCAGCUGGAUCUGGAACACAACCACCUGGAGGAGAUCCGCCCGGGAGCCUUCAGCCAGCUGGGGUCCCUGGGCCGCCUCAGCCUGGCCCACAACUCGCUGGUUUACCUGCCUGACAUGGCCUUCCAGGGACUGCUCCAGAUGCGGUGGCUGCGCCUCUCCCACAAUGCCCUCCACGUCUUGGCCCCCGAGGCCCUGGCUGGCCUGCCCGGCCUUCGCCGGCUCAGCCUGGAUCACAACGAGCUGCAGGCCCUGCCCGGGGAGGCUCUGUCUCGCCCCGAUGGCUUGGUUCAGCUGGAGCUGGGUCACAACCCCCUCACCUACUUGGGUGAGGAAGAUGGGCUGGCCCUGUCGGCCUUACGAGAUCUGGCCCUCGACCACGCUGCCCUGCAGGACGUGGGCGCCGGGGCCUUUGCCCGCUGCCCCCACCUCCGAUCACUGGACCUCCAGAGCAACCAACUGGGGGGGCUGCCGCCCCUGGAGGGGGUAGGCCAGCUCCGGAAGCUCAACCUGAGUGGGAACCCGCUGUCGUGUGACUGUGCUGCCAGGCCCCUGUGGGAAUGGGUGGCCAAGACCCGGGUACAGACCGACGGGCUGUGUUCAGAGCCCAGGCGCCUGAAAGGAGAAGCUCUUGAGUCACUGAGGGCCAAGGAUCUAUACUGCCGGAGGCAGGGAGACAAGGAGAAGGAGGCAGAGGAGGGGGCCCCCAGGCCCCGGGCCCCGACUCGGGCCCCAGAGGAGGCCACAGCAGCCACCCCCUGCCCAGCAGCCUGUGUCUGCUCUGCUGCCUCCCAGCACAGCAGCUGUGAGAACAAGGGGCUGAGGCGCAUCCCCUCCGGCUUCCCCAACCAUACCCAGCUCCUGGACCUGAGGAGAAAUAACUUCUCUUCCAUCUUGCGCGGCUCCUUCCCUGGCCUGGCCCAGCUGGUGUCACUGCAUCUCCAGAACUGCAGCAUCACCCACCUGGAGGCAGGAGCCCUCCAUGGGUUGGGUCAACUGGUCUACCUCUACCUCUCUGACAACCAGCUCUCAGGGCUCAGCGCUGCUGCCCUGCAGGGCGCCCCCCAGCUCCGUUACCUGCACCUGGAUGGGAACCACUUCACCAGGCUACCCAGGGCUGCCCUGAAGGCGCUGCCCAGGCUCUUCUCCCUCCACCUAGAGCGCAAUGCUCUUCAGCAUCUAGCCAUGGAGGACCUGACUGGGGCCAAGGGGCUUCACUGCCUCUACGUGAGCAGUAAUAACAUCUCUCGUGUGAGCCCAGGCCCAGCCCUGGAAUUAGAGAGACUACACCUGGAUAGGAACCAGCUCCAGACCGUGCCAACAGCAGCCUUGGAGGCGCUGCCCGCCCUCAGGGAGCUGCACUUGUCCAGCAACCCCCUGAGGCUUCUCCAGGACAAGGCCUUUCUGCCCGUGGCCAGCUCCCUCCAGCACCUCUACCUAAAUGGCACAGGGCUUCAGCAGAUUUCUCCAGGGGCCUUUGCUGGUCUGGGGCCUGGGCUCAGGAGUCUGUACCUGGAGAAGAAUCGGCUGCAGACGUUGCCGGCCAUGGAUAGUUUCACGGGGCUGGAGCUCAUCAACCUCAGUGGGAACCCCUUCCACUGUGACUGCCACCUCCUCCCGCUGCACAGGUGGCUCGCUGGUCUCAACCUUCGAGUGGGGGCCACCUGUGAGUUCCCAGCCACUGCCCGGGGCCAGAAGGUCAAGGCUGCUACAGCCGCCUUUGAGGCCUGCCCAGGCUGGGGGACCAAGAAAGGCAAGCGCAUCCUACCAUCAGCACAGAGAAAAACCAGAAAAGCCCAAGGCAAGAGGAAGCAGUUGGGACCAGCCAAGGUGGGGAAGGCAAGACCUGGAAAAAGGAGCAGACAUGUUUGAGAGCUGGGACUCACGAUAGAAGGCUGCUGGACCUGCCUGCAUCUUUUCAGCUAACUUCCGGGCCCCUCUCAGAUGGCGACUUGAUGAGGAGGGGAGGCUGACUUGUGUCUUCACCUAAGUUUUGCUCACAGUUUUCACCUCAUCCUCUGAUGCAACGAAUGCGUGUGCUGCUUAGCUGCCUGGUAGAGGGGG